AUGCGUCAACUCUGAUCUUCCUUUUUCUGCACAUGGCGUAGUGCUUUGGCGACAAUAACAGGAGAUCUAAACAAAUCUUUCUUCAGGUAUUGGAUAACCAUGGUUCGUAUGAAUGUAUUGAAUGAUGCUCUGAAGUCCAUAUGUAAUGCUGAACGUAGAGGCAAACGCCAGGUUUUAUUGAAACCAUCCUCAAAGGUCAUAGUCAAGUUUUUGACUGUCAUGAUGAAGAAAGGUUAUAUAGGUGAAUUUGAGAUUAUCGAUGAUCAUAGGGGUGGAAAGAUUGUUGUUAAUCUUAAUGGUAGACUCAAUAAGUGUGGUGUCAUUAGUCCUCGGUAUGAUGUUGCUCUUGGCGACAUGGAAAAGUGGGCCAGUAACCUUUUACCUUCCAGGCAAUUUGGGUUCAUUGUUCUAACUACAUCUCUUGGUAUUAUGGAUCACGAAGAGGCCAGAAGGAAGCACACUGGUGGAAAGAUAUUAGGAUUUUUUUACUGAUGCAGAACAAUUUUGAAAUAAUAUUGUAUUAAUUGAUAAUAAUUAUAACAAAAAUUCUAUUCAAACAGUUUCUUGCAACAUA
Messenger RNA from Amphimedon queenslandica, 574 nucleotides. Its product is annotated as 40S ribosomal protein S15a. Gene Ontology annotation, cellular component: ribosome. Gene Ontology annotation, biological process: translation. The record is from RefSeq and is a predicted model, not a curated record. The transcript has 4 exons. Bases 100 to 492 code for a protein of 130 amino acids. Gene Ontology annotation, molecular function: structural constituent of ribosome. NCBI's taxonomy places the organism in Eukaryota, Metazoa, Porifera, Demospongiae, Haplosclerida, Niphatidae.